Heterostelium album PN500 is the source of this 939-nucleotide messenger RNA. RefSeq lists its product as uncharacterized. The coding region runs from base 1 to 939 and encodes 312 amino acids. The transcript has a single exon. The record is from RefSeq and is a predicted model, not a curated record. NCBI's taxonomy places the organism in Eukaryota, Evosea, Eumycetozoa, Acytosteliales, Acytosteliaceae.
AUGAAAUUAUUUAUUACAUUAUUAUUGUGUAUAUUAUCAUUUGCAAGUGUUUCAAACUCAACCACUGCAGAUUUAACUAAAAUCUAUGGUAUAUGGCAUUGUGGUCUUGACUAUUGUCUGUGGCAUCAAGAGGUACCUAUUUCCGAGUUUGAUUGGAUUGUCGACCGUGGCGAUGGCAAACCAUCGUUCAACUUGUUGGUAUUUGCAUUCCUCAAUCCAGUAAAGGUUCUUCAAGAGGGUUUGGACGCCGUUCCCAAAGCAAUCAAUCACUCGACAGUCCAGUAUCUCCAAUCGAAGGGUAUCAGUGUUCAAUUCUCCAUUGGUGGUGCCACCUGGGUAGGUGCAUGGAAUACCGCUCUCUCUACAGAUCCCGUAACCCUCGCCAAAAACGCAGCACUCAUUGCACUCAACUACUCAGUGGGAAUCGAAAUCGACUACGAAGGUGCCAAGUCGGUGCCAUUGAUCGACACCUUUGUUUCGACAUACCGUCAGUUGAUUCCAGCGAAUUCCACCAACUCUGACAGUGCCCUGCUAACCGUAGAUACCGGUGCCGGAACUGGAUACCUCACUGAAGUCUCAGAGUAUGCUUCGAAAUGGUUGGCUGCCGGUCAGAUCGAUUGGAUCAAUGCAAUGGUUGGCAGCGGUCCUUACACCUCAAUUGAUCAAGCGAUUCCCUACUGGGAGCAACACCUUCAUGGUCAAGGCAAGAAAGUUGCACCAAUCCAACCAUCACAGCUCGUUGUCAAUCUCUAUAGUUGCGACGGUUCGCCAAUCUGUAACACCUACCAAAAUACCGUUUUACAAGGUGCAAUCGACUGGGUCACUUCCAACUCUACUCGUGGAAUCAAUUUCUGGGCUGCUGGAUGUCAAGGUCCAAACCAAUGUUGUGAUAAUUGUUCAGGUAUUGAACAAGGUUCACAAGCAUUCUUGGGAAAUUAA